UCUUCUGGUGGCUGUCCCUUAGCGAUGGCCAAAACGUUGAUAUUCGUCUACAUAGUUGUCGCGGCAGUGCUGCUCUUGUUCCUCUCUCAUUCACCGAAGAAGUUCUCCGGCCACCGCCGCCGCCGCCUCAAGCUCCGCUCCAACUUCACCCUAGCACCGUCGCGCCACCACGCCGUGGCCUUCGACCCCUUGGUGGCGGAGCUGGAGCGGCACCGGGAGGACAAGGAGUGGGAGAAGCAGGUAUCCACCAGAUUGAUACUCUUGUUCCCCAAGAUCGACGUGGACCCCGCCGAUUGGUUCGUCACCGAGCACGAGUUGACUCAGUGGAACCUCCACCAGGCACAGCGCGAGGUCCUGCAUCGCACCCAGAGGGAGAUGGAGCUUCACGAUAAGAAUCACGAUGGCUUUGUUUCGUUCUCCGAGUACGAUCCUCCCAGUUGGGCUCAAAAUGCAGAUAACGAGUCUUUCGGUUAUGAUAUCGGUUGGUGGAAAGAAGAGCAUUUUAAUGCAUCUGAUGCUGACAGAGAUGGUGUUCUAAACUUGACCGAAUUCAAUGACUUUCUGCACCCGGCGGACAGCAAAAACCCUAAGCUUCAUCAGUGGUUGUGCAAGGAGGAAGUCAGGGAAAGAGAUACAGACAGAGAUGGAAAGGUCAACUUUAAAGAAUUUUUCCAUGGGUUGUUUGAUUUGGUGAGAAACUAUGAUGAUGAAAGUCAUAAUUACUCGAAUCAUUCUGAUAAUUCAAUGGAUGCUCCAGCCAGAGUGUUAUUUGGUCAGCUUGACAAGGAUGGGGACGGAUACUUGUCAGAUGCUGAACUACUGCCCAUAAUUGAGAAACUCCAUCCAUCUGAGCAUUAUUAUGCAAAGCAACAAGCCGAUUACAUCAUUUCACAGGUACUCCAUUUUACUUUACAGUAAUUACAGGCUUCUUGU
This is a messenger RNA of Vigna umbellata (rice bean), 933 nucleotides long. The record is from RefSeq and is a predicted model, not a curated record. Lineage: Eukaryota; Viridiplantae; Streptophyta; Magnoliopsida; Fabales; Fabaceae.